This is a messenger RNA of Suillus paluster, 745 nucleotides long. RefSeq lists its product as uncharacterized. The transcript has a single exon. NCBI's taxonomy places the organism in Eukaryota, Fungi, Basidiomycota, Agaricomycetes, Boletales, Suillaceae. Bases 162 to 641 code for a protein of 159 amino acids. The record is from RefSeq and is a predicted model, not a curated record.
AUUGGACGGGCGACUCGAUUUUUGACAGGUUGAUACUUAAUUUCUUCUCUGUAACACGGAAGAAGUAUCUGUGGAAGAGAUGAACCGCGUGAAACCUUGUGUUUCGACAGGUGUCUAAUUGGUCAAAAAGGUCAUUGAUUUCCGUAUUGCCUUUCUGAGGGAUGUUCGGGAGGACCUGUGUUUCUGUCAGCAAGGCCUUUCACAAAAAGCAAAUAGACUCUUGCAUCCAACAUCCAACCAACUAUUUCUUUGCGGAAGCCAUCAUCGAUUCCGAGCGCCCUUGUCCAUCGUUCACGACGCCGAGACUUCUCUGUGCCCAAAGAUGGAUCCAAGUUUUGACUCGCAACGGAUUCGGAUUCGGAGGUGGAAAUCGAGCUUUCGUCUGUCCAGUAUUCGUCGCCGGAUACGGAGCUCUCACUCUCGCUUCGGUUGGAGCAAUCAUCGGGAAUUUGAGGAAGGUCCAGGCCAUCGCUUUCACGCUCUUCUCUUUCUUUCGUGAGAAGGAUCUUGAUCCGGUCUUCCGCCAAGUCUUCUUCGCACUUGAUAACAAGAGGGCUAGGACGCAUGGGAGGCGCGAUGAUGGGGACGCGUGGUAUCUUCGGCAAUUUUUUGGAGGACGCACGGACGGCUGGGGUACGUGAAAGGGGGUUUCUCUUUGCACGAAGAUAGCCAGCUGUGUCAGGAAGAGGCGUAGUUGGCACAGUAGGGGGGUAUAUAGGCGAAUCGAGCCGGGAUGUUCGGUGCA